Molecule: messenger RNA, 1665 nt
Organism: Synchiropus splendidus (mandarinfish)
Lineage: Eukaryota; Metazoa; Chordata; Actinopteri; Syngnathiformes; Callionymidae
Gene: rab35b
Product: RAB35, member RAS oncogene family b
Exons: 6
Coding region: 279-884 (201 amino acids)
Biological process (GO): endocytic recycling
Cellular component (GO): endosome membrane; plasma membrane
Molecular function (GO): GTP binding; GTPase activity
Source: RefSeq, a predicted model, not a curated record
ACGCCGGAUCAGAGCAGGGUGCAGCUCCACUAGAGAAGGAAGCGGAGUUUCCGGCUCCUUGCAGCGGAGGGAGAGGACUGCUGACGCCGCGAAACCCCCGUGAAGAACGCCACAGGCUUGGGGGGGACCACUGUCUGGAGCAUAGGUGGUGGUUGUUGUUUUCAUUCAUAUCGGGGGAUCUGGGGGCCUGAUAUUUCUGGAGGCCGAGGGGGAAGGCAGCGAUAGGUGCUAAGAAGCGGCGGUCAGAAGGCGGGGGUGAGCCACUACCAUCUACCGGCAUGGCCAGGGACUACGAUUACCUCUUCAAGCUGCUCAUUAUCGGGGACAGCGGGGUUGGGAAGAGCAGUCUCCUGCUUCGGUUUGCAGACAACACAUUCUCAGGUAGCUAUAUCACAACCAUCGGUGUGGAUUUUAAGAUCCGAACAGUAGAAAUUAAUGGGGAGAAGGUGAAGCUACAGAUCUGGGACACGGCAGGGCAGGAGCGCUUCCGCACCAUCACCUCGACGUAUUACAGGGGGACGCACGGGGUCAUAGUGGUAUAUGACGUCACGAGUGCCGAGUCGUUCGUAAAUGUGAAACGGUGGUUACACGAAAUCAACCAGAACUGUGACGAUGUGUGCCGAAUAUUAGUGGGAAAUAAAAACGACGACCCCAACUCCAAAGUGGUGGAGACGACUGACGCGCAGAAGUUCGCGGAACAAAUGGGCAUCAACCUGUUUGAGACGAGCGCAAAAGAGAACAUCAAUGUCGAAGAGAUGUUCAACUGCAUCACGGAGCUCGUGUUGAGAGCCAAGAAGGAGGUUCUGGCCAAGCAGCAGCAACAGCAGCAGAACGACGUGGUCAAACUCACCCGGAACAGUAAACGAAAGAAAAAGUGCUGCUAGCAAAGUGGAAGCCUUCAACCGACCGGGUGGGGACGGCGGCUUCCUUUCUCCCGCGCAAACACACAACAGGACUCAGAGCAUCUAAAUUAAAGAGCAGAUAAAGAUUUAAUGAAUAUACAGCGAAAGAAAAAAAAUAACGGGAAUUGUCCACUUUGGACAUGCAAAUCAUGAAGACUUAAAAAAUAUGUACAGAUUUUAUUAGACGCCAGAUUUUUAGUUGGAAUUAUGCAGAUGGGCUCUAUUGAACUAUGGUCCGCCAUUCUUAAAGGAUCUGCAAGAUGAUGAUGAUGAUGAGGAGGAGGAGGAGGAGGAAGAUGUCAACUGACCGCCAUAUUGCUCCAGCUUUUAUCCACAUUAACCCCAUGUUGUUGUCUCUCCUCCUCGCUCCACUGCACAUGGGACACGCUGGUGUCCAGGACUCUACACCUGAGGAGGAGGACUCUCCGUUUCUUCUUACUUUCUAGUUUUAUUAUUUUGUUGGGGGAGGGGGCUGGGGAUUUGCGGAACUGAGGGGCUCCCCACUUUGCAACCAACGGGCGCACACCAACAGAUCAUGAAGUGCUCGGGUUUCUUUUUAUUGGAAGAAUUGCGCAUGAUUUAUGACUAAUCUGACGGACAGAACUGGUGACUUUUGUUUCCCUUCUCUGCCAAGACCCCCCCUCCCUUCCUGAAACCUAAACUCUGAGCCAACAACCUGAUCUUAUUUUUAAGUCGCAUUGUUCACCCCAGUCUUACUUUUUUUUUUCUUUACGUUUAUUUACUUCUCUUUUUUUUUUUUUAA